Molecule: messenger RNA, 605 nt
Organism: Lolium rigidum
Lineage: Eukaryota; Viridiplantae; Streptophyta; Magnoliopsida; Poales; Poaceae
Product: heavy metal-associated isoprenylated plant protein 27-like
Exons: 1
Coding region: 1-474 (157 amino acids)
Molecular function (GO): metal ion binding
Source: RefSeq, a predicted model, not a curated record
AUGGGCAUCCUGGACGCGCUGUCGGAGAUGUGCCCGUCGCUGCGCACGCGGCGGCGCAUCAAGAAGCGGCCGCAGCUCACCACGGUGGAGAUGAAGGUCCGGAUCGACUGCGAGGGCUGCGAGCGCCGCAUCCGCAAGGCCCUCCACGGCCUCCACGGCGUCACCGGCGUCGAGGUGGUGCCCAAGCAGAGCAAGGUGGCCGUCACCGGGUACAUCGACGACCCGGCCAAGGUCAUGCGGCGGGUGGCGCGCAAGACCGGCAAGCGGGUGGAGCCGUGGCCGUACGUGCCCUACGACGUCGUGCCGCACCCCUACGCGCCCGGCGCCUACGACAAGAAGGCGCCGCCCGGGUACGUCCGGAACGUUGUCGCCGACCCGAACGCCGCGCCGCUCGCCAGGGCGUCGUCGACGGAGGUGAAGUACACGUCCGCCUUCUCCGACGACAACCCCAACGCGGCGUGCAUCGUCAUGUAAUUAGUUGUAGCCGUUCUUCUCUUCCUAGUUAGUACUAGUGUACGUACUACGUAGUUAGGUUGUACAGUACGAGCGAAGCGUUUCCGUAUUAAUUUGCUAUAUAUCGAUUCUCUUGUGCUUCACGCCAUUUA